AAAUUCAUGAUGGACACUUCAGGCAAAGUAAUCACAUGCCGGGCAGCCGUUGCCUGGAAAACAGGUUCUACUCUUGCAAUUGAGGAAGUACAAGUUGAGCCACCAAAGGCUCAGGAAGUUCGUAUUAAGGUGAUAUCGACAGGGAUCUGCGGUACUGAUGAUCAUGCACUGAAAGGAUUACUCUCAGCAAACUUCCCUUUAAUCCCAGGCCAUGAGGGCGCUGGGAUUGUGGAGAGUAUUGGCAAAGGAGUGAGCUCAAUGAAACCAGGAGAUAAAGUCCUCAUACUUAUUAUACCACAGUGUAGAGAAUGCAGCGCCUGCUUGCAUCCCGAGGGAAACUUCUGUGAGAAGCAAGACGUUCUACCUUCUUCUGGAUUAAUGCUGGACGGGACUAGCAGAUUUACCUGCAAAGGAAAAAAGAUUUAUCACUCCUUCCGUGCAAGCACUUUCACUGAAUAUACUGUUGUACCUGAGAUUGCAGUGGCAAAAAUUGAUGCUGCUGCUCCUAUGGAUAAAGUCAGUAUCAUAAGCUGUGAGGUGCCUACAGGUUAUGGGGCCGCUGUAAAUUCGGCCAAGGUUACCCGCGGUUCCACCUGUGUGGUCUUUGGACUUGGUGGAAUCGGUUCAGCCAUUGUCAUGGGCUGUAAAGCAUCUGGUGCUUCUAGGAUCAUCGGGAUUGACAUCAAUGAGGAAAAGUUUCCCCGGGCAAGAGCGUUAGGGGUCACUGAUUGUCUCAACCCUCAGAACCUCAAGAAACCUGUCCAGGAGGUGGUGAUGGAAAUGACAGGAGCUGGUGCUGACUUUGCUUUUGAAGCCAUUGGACUCACUGAUACGAUGAUUGCUGCUUGGGAUUCCUGCCAUCGGAGCUAUGGUGUCUGUCUGAUCGUUGGGCUGGCUCCAUCCAGUUCAAAGCUUUCCCUGAAAGCAUCAGAAAUUGUCUCUGGACGGACACUGAAGGGUGUGUGUUUGGGAGAUUAUAAAACCAGAGACUGUACUCCCCAACUAGUGAUUGAUUACCUGCAAAAUAAAAUUAAUAUAGACCCCUUAAUAACUCAUCAGUUGCCUUUUGACCAACUCCACAAAGCUUUCGAGUUAUACCAUGCUGGAAAAACCACCCGCUGUAUUCUGCUGUUCUGA
Messenger RNA from Suricata suricatta (meerkat), 1137 nucleotides. RefSeq names its product alcohol dehydrogenase 1-like. NCBI's taxonomy places the organism in Eukaryota, Metazoa, Chordata, Mammalia, Carnivora, Herpestidae. The record is from RefSeq and is a predicted model, not a curated record. Gene Ontology annotation, biological process: retinoic acid metabolic process; retinol metabolic process. Gene Ontology annotation, molecular function: all-trans-retinol dehydrogenase (NAD+) activity; zinc ion binding. Gene Ontology annotation, cellular component: cytosol.